UCAGAUGAAAUCGCUCCUUCUUCUUGUUUGCUGUAUCGCAGGAGUCUUCUCCCAGUUCACCAGUACUGGCCAACAAGCAAUCGUGGAUGCCCACAAUAAAUUGAGAUCUUCAAUUGCCAAAGGAACCUAUGUUGCCAAGGGAACAACUCAAAAGUCUGGCUCAAACAUGCGCAAAAUUAAAUGGGAUGCAACAGUUGCUACAUCUGCUCAAAACUAUGCCAAUACCUGCCCAACUGGACACUCUCAGGGUUCUGGAUAUGGAGAGAAUUUGUAUUGGUAUUGGACUUCUGGAACAAUUGGAAACCUCGAUACAUUUGGACCAGCCGCAUCUUCAUCCUGGGAAUCCGAAUUCCAGCAAUAUGGAUGGACAUCUAACACUCUUGACAUGAAUACUUUCAAUACUGGAAUCGGACACGCUACUCAAAUGGCCUGGGCUAACACUUUUGCCAUUGGAUGUGGAGUUAAGAACUGUGGAAAAGAUCCUUCAAAUGGAUAUAACAAAGUUGCAGUUGUCUGUCAAUACAAAACUCCUGGAAACUACUUGAAUCAGCCAAUCUAUCAACAAGGAACCACUUGCGCGGCUUGUCCAUCUGGAACUGCCUGUGAUUCUUCUGGACUUUGCGCUUAAAUUUCAAAUCAUUUUUUGUUGAAUUUCUGUAAAUGACGACAUAUAUUCAAAUAAACUUUAUUAUUUCAAU
Molecule: messenger RNA, 698 nt
Organism: Caenorhabditis elegans
Lineage: Eukaryota; Metazoa; Nematoda; Chromadorea; Rhabditida; Rhabditidae
Gene: scl-11
Product: SCP domain-containing protein
Exons: 4
Coding region: 5-628 (207 amino acids)
Source: RefSeq, marked reviewed